UCCACCCUUGUGACCCCGCCUCCGCCGGUGUGGCCCAGCUUCCGACCUCAGCUCGACCUCGGCCCUCUUGGCCGCGCCUCCCGCGGCCCCUGGUGGACCUGAGCGGUCUCCCGCCUCCGCUAUGGCCGCGCCGGUGACGCGGCAGGUCAGCGGCUGCGCAGGUCGGGUCCUGAGCCCGAGCGGCUCGGACACAGAGCGCGGGCAGCCACUGGCAGAUGCCGUAGCGGAGCUGCCGGUGCUGGACGCGUCCGGGAGACGGGUGACGUUCGGCGCGCUGUUCCGGGAGCGGCGGGCCGUGGUGGUGUUCGUGAGGCAUUUCUUGUGUUACGUCUGUAAAGAAUACGUCGAGGAUCUGGCCAAAAUCCCCAAGAGCUUCCUCCAAGAAGCAGAUGUAACCCUCAUAGUGAUUGGACAGUCAUCAUACCAUCAUAUUGAGCCUUUCUGCAAACUAACUGGAUAUUCUCAUGAAAUCUAUGUUGAUCCUGAGAGAGAAAUUUAUAAAAGAUUGGGAAUGAAAAGAGGUGAAGAAAUUUCCUCCUCAGGACAGAGCCCCCACAUAAAGUCCAGCCUGCUCUCGGGAAGCCUUCAGAGCCUGUGGCGAGCAGUCACUGGCCCACUUUUUGACUUCCAAGGAGACCCAGCUCAGCAAGGCGGAACCCUCAUUUUAGGUCCAGGUAACAGCAUCCACUUUGUGCACCGAGACAGGAAUAGGUUGGAUCACAAACCCAUAAACUCUGUUUUACAGCUUGUGGGAGUUCAGCCUGUGAACUUCAUGAGCAGACCUACAGUUAUCCAUGUGUGACUUCACGUAGGAUCUUCCACUUGUGAAUGGGCCCUUGAAACAUGAACCAAAAUGCCAGGCAUCAUGGCUUCACGAGGUCAUGAAAACACAAAGCUCAUGUGCCUAUAGAACUCUAUGCUGAGAGCCAUCAGUUGUCAAACAUGGGAUAGGCAUUUUAAAUUUUAUAGCCUCUAUAAUUAUCCAUUCAAUAAAAUAUUUUUGGCAACUAAAUAAUUAGAAGGAGGACUGGAAAAUUUUUUCAGUGGUUAAGAGCACUUGCUUCUCUUGCAGAAGACCCAGGUUUGGUUCCCAAAACCCACAGGAUGGCUCACAGUUAUCUGUAACUUCAGUUCCAAGGAAUCCAACACCCUCUUCUGGCCUUGGGGACCAGGUGCACAUGUAGUAAACAGGCAUAAAUGUAGGGAAACACUCAUACACAUAAAAUAAGAAUAAAUAAAUCACCGGGCAGUGGUGGCACAUGCCUUUGAUCCUAGCACUUGGAAGGCAGAGGUAAGCGGAUCUCUGUGAGUUUGAGGCCAGCCUGUUCUACAGAGUAAGUUCCAGGAUGGCUAGGGCUGUUACAGAGAAACCCUGUCUCAAAAAAACAUUAAAAAAAAAAAAGGAAAAAAUAAAUCUUAUAAAACUACAUACAUAUAUGCAUGUGUGUCUGAAGGGAAGGUAAGAAUGGGCCAGGUAUGAUGGUACAGGCUUGUAAUCCUAACACUGAGAAGUGGGAACAGGAGUGCAUCCUGAGCUGUAUGGGGAAGAGCCUUAGAAAAAUAGUCAGUUAAUGGAAGGGGGAAGGCAACUCACCAGUUUUACUUAGUAGGUGAAAAAAAAAAAAAAAAACAAGAACAGAUUAUCAAAUUCUGUAAACAGUGUAACCACAUAUACGUGUGGUUUUUUUAUGUUCUUGGAGAAAAGAUAGUAAGCACAGCACAACACUGCCAGUAGGGGUGUGUGUGUCUGUGUGGUGUGGUUAUAGGUGUUUCUGCUGGCUUUCCAAGUUCUGUAUUUCCUAUGUUUUCUUAUAAGCUCGGCUGAUUUGGGGGUGGGGCAGGCAUGAAAGGACAAAUGCCUGCCUGCCUGCAUCAAACUCCAACACCAUGCAGGUGACAGUGGUCGCCUCCCAUGUGAGGAGUCAUUGGUCAAUGAAAAUAAGACCUCAGAGAUAGCAGAGGGCCUGGUCAGCACACACUCACAUCUAUUGCACUAGGAUUGUUUUGGUGGAAUUAAGUGAGUUGAGGGAAAUACUUGAUUUGGCCUAGGGGCUGCGCUUGGGGAUCAAAACCAAAGUUUUCAUGCAUGUGAACACAUAUUCUUCUAUCACUGAGCUGUAUCCCAGUGCUGACCAUAUUUUAAAUAUUUAAAUAUCUAUAACAAGGCACCUAGAAUGUGUGCAGCUCUAGAUUUUAUCCCUAGCAGUGUACACACACACACACACACACACACACACACACACACACACACACACACACAAAUACCACUCAA
This is a messenger RNA of Peromyscus maniculatus bairdii (prairie deer mouse), 2272 nucleotides long. RefSeq names its product peroxiredoxin like 2C (gene Prxl2c). NCBI's taxonomy places the organism in Eukaryota, Metazoa, Chordata, Mammalia, Rodentia, Cricetidae. The record is from RefSeq and is a predicted model, not a curated record.